CAACGGACAACUUGCUCAACACCAGGCGGCUCGUGUAAAUAGAUAACCCAGUAAAGCUCACUACACCUCGCAAUGUCUUCGAAUGCUUACUCGUUGAGAAGCCGUGGAGGAGGGUCGGAUGACCGCUCUGAGAAGCGCCAGAGAACAGAUCGUCACACGGAUAACUUUAGAAGUAACAACGACGCUGGUAAUGCUGUCGGUUCAAAUUCUCGUGUCCUGUAUCUAGGGAACAUCCCAAAGGACUGGACGGAGUCGACUGUGCGCAGUGUUGUUGCGGGAUCUGGAAGGAUUGUAGAUGUGAGAGUUCGUAUCGAUUCCACAGGUCGUACCAAGAGCUAUGUCUUUAUCGAAUACGAAACCCCUCAGGAAUCUCAAAGGGGCAUGUAUUUACUAUCACAAGUUCUUCUGGGACCUAAGAGAAAGUUCAAGGUGGAGUUCUCCAAGGAGCAGUACAGUGAUGGUCAGCCUAAGCAGGUGAUGCGCAUGGAGAGAAGUAAUAUACCGUUCUAUGUCCAAUUGCCUCAGGAGAUGAUUGAUUCUGUGCCUAUGCCUGACGGUUACGUGUCACAACAGGAUACGGUGAAACCGCAACAGUCUAUAAGCCCUGAGCCUCAGCAUAUACAGCCUAGCAAUCCAAAAGCUGCCACUCCGAUGCCAGAUAUAUUGACGAAGGCAUCCCAAUAUCUACCGCAGUUUAACCCUGCUGCGUUCACCACUGAGGAUAAGAUUGCAGAGAAUUUACAAGCGUUGAAUCCACCGCAGAUGAUUCAACUGAUCUCCACUGUUAAGUCAUUGGCGUCUACAAACCCUGCAAUGGCACAGCAGAUCUUCUCAGUGAAUCCGGACAUUCCAGUGGCUACGGUGCAGGCCUUGCUCCUAAUGGGACUGGUGGAUGCCAACGUCCUCACAACAGCUCUACAGGUCACCAAUCCCACAACGCAUCAAAGCAUAAAGCAGGAAUCACCGCUGGUGAGUCGUCCAGCAAUACAACAACAGCAACAGCAACAGCAACCAGAUCCAAGAUGGCCUAAUCUUCCUCCUAGCGCUGCUGCGAAACUCGCCUCAAUGCCACCACAGGAAUCCGCCACUAUUGCUCAGGUCCUACAACUCGACCCCAACGUGAUUAGAACUCUGCCACAGGACCAACAGCAAAUGAUCUACAACAUCAGACAGCACAGCGUUAUAAGCAUCACUAAAGGUAUUUCCGUCAUGUCUGAGUUUCGCAAGCUCGGUGUUUCCAAGUGGCUCGAGGAGUCACUCAACGCCAUGAAGAUUUUCACCCCAACGGCCAUCCAAAAGGCGUGUAUUCCGAAGAUCCUAGCUGGACACGAUUGUAUCGGUGGUGCUAAGACCGGUUCUGGUAAGACGAUUGCUUUCGCAGCACCAAUGCUCACGCAAUGGUCAGAAGAUCCCAUUGGCCCAUUUGGCCUGGUGCUUACGCCAACUCGAGAGUUGGCUAUGCAAAUCGCUGAGCAGUUCGCUGCACUAGGUGCCACCGCUAACAUCAAGAUCGCACUGGUGGUUGGUGGAGAAGAUAUGAUGACACAGGCCAUCCAGCUAAAGAAUAGACCGCACUUCAUAAUCGCAACGCCGGGUAGACUGGCUGAUCACAUCUUGCACAGUGGUGAAGAUACCGUGGGCAGUCUCAGAAGAAUCAAGUACUUGGUGCUGGAUGAAGCGGAUAGACUCCUCAGUGAUAGUUUCACUAGCGAUCUGGAGAGAUGCUUCACCAUUCUACCGCCGCCUGAGAAGAGACAGACUCUUUUAUUUACAGCUACUGUUACCGACGCUGUCCGUGCCCUCAAGGACAAGAAACCAAGGGAGGGAAAGCCAGAUGUAUUUAUUCACGAAGUGGACACCGUUGAUAACGUUGCGAUUCCAGAUAAGCUGCAGACACACUAUUUGUUUCUUCCAUCGUACGUGAAAGAGGCGUACCUCUUUAGUGUUUUGAGCCAUGAAGACAACAAGAACCUCACAGCCAUUGUCUUUGUCAAUAGAACCCACACAGCAGAGGUUCUGAGAAGAACCCUGAGAAAUCUUGAUGUUCGUGUCACUUCGUUGCACUCUGAGAUGCCCCAGAACGAGAGAACGAACUCUCUACAUAGAUUCAAAGCUGGUGCUGCCAGAAUCUUGAUUGCGACAGACGUUGCGUCCAGAGGUUUAGAUAUCCCGUCGGUGGAACUUGUUAUCAACUACGAUAUACCAGCAGACCCGGACGACUUUGUACAUAGAGUUGGUCGUACUGCCCGUGCUGGUAGAAGUGGUGAGAGUAUCAGUUUUGUCUCUGAGAAGGAUGUCACCAGAAUCUUAGCAAUUGAAGAUAGAAUCGGAAAGAAGAUGGACAAGUAUGAAAAGAUCACGGAUAACGGUGUUAUCAAGCACUCCUUACAAGAAACAAGUGUUGCAAAGAGAGAGGCACUGAUGGCUAUGGACAAAGAAGGGUUCGGGGAGAAGAAGAGAAACCAUAAGAAGAAACUCAUGGAGAGCAACAAUAGAUCUGCAAAGAGUCAUAUACACAGCAAAAAGACCAAGGUUAAGUCCAAGAGAGAGGUCUAAGUGACAUAGUGCUCUGUCUGGUGGAGUAAAUAUACAGACAUUCAUCUUGUUGAUGGAACCCAUUUGAGCUCUUCACUAUGUGCUGAAAUGCUAUCAAUUCGAUAUACAAUUGUAGAUUAUAGAUCAGCCAUUGUUCGGACCCGAAUUAACGUACGCAUUGCUUCAAGAUGAUUCACUCUUGAUCG
Molecule: messenger RNA, 2741 nt
Organism: Williopsis jadinii
Lineage: Eukaryota; Fungi; Ascomycota; Saccharomycetes; Phaffomycetales; Wickerhamomycetaceae
Gene: DBP8
Product: ATP-dependent RNA helicase DBP8
Exons: 3
Coding region: 73-2556 (827 amino acids)
Molecular function (GO): RNA binding; ATP binding; RNA helicase activity
Source: RefSeq, a predicted model, not a curated record